GCUGUUGUUAUAAGCAGUCUGUGUCGACAGCCGAAACUCAUUAGUCCUCCAGAGUCCGUGUCGGUCCAAUUCAAUUCUCCUAGAGCUUUCAGUUUUGGUUCAUGCCCUGCUUUCGCGUCUUCGCAUCCGUAUCCGCGGUUCUCGAGCUUUUAAAAUGAGAGAGCACUCGCCCUUGCGGGUUUCGUUGCGAUUGCAGUUGCGUUCGAAAGGAGAAGUGUCAUUGCCGUUGCGAGAGCUGGCCGAAUGAGCCGUGACCCGAGCGUGCCCCGCGGUGCGACGAAAAUACCUUCCUAGUGCAACAAAUAAAAGACAUUUUAUUUUUAGGUCUAGUUUUCUAUCUCGCUGUCAGUCGAGCUGCAGUCGGAGCCCCGAAUCAGCGUCGCGUCUUUUGUUCCCGCGAGUGUGACACAAGUGCUGAACUUGGAUCUUUUUCCCCCGUGUAGUGUCCCCCGAUCGCCACCCUGGCUAAGUCGUUAGAUAAAAUCCUCAGAAGGUUUGGAAUGAGGGCAGAUUUACAAUCGUUCAUCAGGCACACAUCUUCCGAUCACUUCUCAGAAAGCAGUAUUUAGUAAUCGAGGGAUGAGACUUGCUUGAGCUCGCUCCAUCCUUCCGCUACCCUCACCUGUUUGGUACGCAAGCUUUUCGUUUAGCCCCGCCAGUUUUUGAGUUUUCUCCCCCUACCCUCUCCGCAUUUCGGAAUCGCUUUUUCUGAAGUUUUUCGUUUCCCGUUCUUCGCCUGUCCCCGCUACUCUCGCUGUACCUGCCCGGAAGAAGGAAUUCGUAUCGAUCAUCCCAGGAAGAAGCACCAUGGCUCCUACCAGUCUCGUCACCGAGAGGGCCCGAAAGGACUCAGAGUCCUCCGAAGACGAGGUCUUCUACAAGGAACCCAAGAAUGUCGGCUUCAAGACAAAUGUAUUCAAGGGUCUCGUUGUGUGUCUGGUUGGCCUACCAGCGCGCGGGAAAACCGUGCUCGCUCAUAAGCUAGCUAAACAUCUUCAUUGGAUCGGUUACAAGUCUAAAGUGUUCAGUGUGAGUUACUAUCGAAGGAAGCAUAUUGAACUUUACGACAGUCAUGAGAUUUUCAGGAUUGACAACACUGAGGCGUUAGAAAUCCGCCAACUAAGCGCUCAUGAAGCCCAAGAAGACGCCACUGAGUGGCUCCAAGCUGAAGGCGAUGUUGCUAUUUUGGAUGGCACACAUGCCACCCCAACGAUUAGGAAAGAAGUCUAUGACCAUUUCGUGAAGCAGAUGGGAUUUAAAGUACUCUUUGUGGAAUGUAUUUGUGAUGAUGAAAAGAUUUUGGACAAAAAUGUGAAAGAAAUUUUGCAAUUCAGCAAGGAUUAUAAACACAUGAGUGCUGAAAAAGCUUUGGAUGACUUCCAUCAUAAAAUUGAACACUACAUGGAACAGUACGAAACAAUCUGCCCCAAAGAGGAGGCUGCGUACAGCUACAUCAAAAUUUUCAACGAAGGUGACAACAUGUCUGUGCACCGAUUAAAUGGUUUUCUGCAGAAUCAAAUUUUGAGCUACGUUUCAAAUUUCAGACCAGCUCCAAGGACAUACUACUUCUCCAGACAUGGAGAGAGUGAAUUCAACGUUUUAGGCCGUGUCGGCGGAGAUGCAGAUCUAUCAUGCCGAGGCCGCAAGUAUGCUGCAUCUUUGGCUCGAUACUUCAAUGAUGCCGGAAUAUCUGGUCUGCACAUUUGGACAAGUGAGAAGAAGCGUACCAAACAGACAGCUCAGAACAUCAAAGCUCCCAAAGAACAUUUGGCUGCCUUAAAUGAACUUGAUGCUGGCAUUUGUGAGGGAUUGAGCUAUGAAGAAAUGCAAGACAAGUUCCCUCAAGAAUUUGCCUGGAGAGAUCAGGAUAAGCUUCGAUACCGGUAUCCGUGGGGAGAGUCCUACAUGGAUAUCAUGUCCAGGUUGGAACCAGUUCUCCUGGAGCUGGAGCAAGAGGACAAUAUCCUAGUGAUAAGUCAUCAGGCAAUUCUGCGAUGUAUUCUUGGAUACUUCCUGAACAAGAAAUUUGAGGAGCUGCCAUACAUCAAUGUUCCACUGCACACCAUCAUCAAACUGACAACUUUUGGCUACAAAUGUAAAAUGGAAGUAAUCAAAUUAGACGUGGAAUGUGUCGAUACUUAUCGCCAUCAACCAAAGAACUGCUCUGUCGAACGUUCGCCAGAGGAUGCUCUGUUAACUGUGCCAGCACACUUCGAUGCUCUGUCUUUGGCAGCUCUCACUAACUGGGUCAAAGCCCAACCUCCACUCAUAGAGCAGCACUGAGCAUGGCCAGUUGAUGUGAGCAGAAUGAUUCCUGCUCCUUUUUUCCUCCUUUCAUAUACAACCUAUUUUUAAGUUUUACUUUGCAAGCAAUUUAAUUUUCAUAAAAGUGUUCUGAUUUGUCUUUACUUUAACCUUGCAUUACGUGUGUUUUAUCCCUCACUAUCUUUUAUGUCAGUUUAGAUCACUGUCAGUAGAUCAGUAAUACUAGAAUAUAGUUCUUAGCGAAGCAUUCUUGUGGGAAAGCUAACGGUGCGCUUAUUACUCUCCCAGCUCAAGAGUAUCUCUCGGAAACCCUUCAUUAUCAAACAACUGUCCAUUUUUUAAUGGAGCAGUUGCUAAUAAAGAUAUAUUUGUCAGCUCAAUUUAUGAUAUUCUUGAGUCUUGUGGGUGAUGUAAGAUUUAUCUCCAAGUCUCGUGCGCUUGAUGUAACCAACAACAAUCACUGGCCGAUUUUACCUCUAAAACGUCUGGAAAAGAAUCUCACAAAGUAAAUUUUUGGGACGGACAGGCCGUGCCUUUCAUAUGUCACUUCAACCCGGUGCGCUUAAUCAAAAAUCCAACCAACCUAGGCGAGUUUCUACAACUUACAACAAAGCUACUAAGUAGGCAGAUUUUACAAAGAUUCGAAAGUAACUUGUGAAUUUGAUUAAGGAAUUAGUGACUUCUUACAAUUGACUUACACAACAAUACACAGUCAGUAAUGAAAUCUAUCAAGCUGUCCUAGUCUCAAAAAUUUGCCUUAAGCACGGAGCACCGCAGACUUUUUGAGAGUACGUUGUUUCUUUGGCUCUGCAAUUUCAAGUUCAAAUUUUCAACAACCCCACCCCCAUUGUUUAUAAAGCAGAAGAAAUAUGAGGACAUUCAAGCGCAAGUUUUUCAACUCCCACCUAUUUUUUGUAUACCUCACAAAUUGUGUCUACCUCAUUUUCUCUGGUGAAUAAUAAUGUUUAAAUGGGUAUUCGUGGAUACGUUGAUUUGUAACUGCUUGCUAUGUACUUCUCAUCAAAAAGUAUACAGUUAAUUUUCUUCUCAAUAUGAAAGAAUGUUUCCGAAGUGUCAUCAGAGUACCAUUCAAAGCAGGUGCAAAAAAUCUAGUUCGUUUGAAUAAGUAUUUUAGAACAUAAUUUGAGCUAUUUUACUAAAGCCCUGAAUGUGUGACGCUUCUGUUCCUUCAAAGUUGAAGAAAUUACUGAUCUUCUCCAUCAAGCAUAUUCAAGUACAUCUACGAAAAAUGGUUGCAAGCUAUUUAAGUCCUCUUAAACAGAGAUGCUUCUAAAUAGAGGUUGCUUCAUAUUUUGUGUGAUUUUUUAAGUGAAUUGACUAAGAAAAUAUUGAAAAGUUCAGCUUUUUCUGAUUGCAUCACCAAAAUAAGAUUUUUGUUUAGCUUUUGAAAUGAAUUUGCAAUGACCAACUUUUUCCCAAAAGUGACUGCUCCCUCUUUUGGUUGAAGUCCUAGCGCAUGGGUAGAAACCUACUUAAUUGAAAUAAGUCAAUGAUUUACUGAUAAUAAUUGUUGCAUUUUUAAUUCUUUUUUAUUGAAUAAUUCUAGGUAUACUUUACUUUCCUAGUAUUAAUUUAUUUUAAUUUUUUGCUCAACUGGUCAUUUUUUAGAAAUUUUUUUUUUUCUGUCAUUGUUCUGAAUUUGACGUACACUCCUGCUAAAUCAACCCAUGUUAUAAAGUAAUGUCUAUUCAUUAAAAUUAUGUUCCAUAGAGAGUAUCUAAUCCGCUUUUUUCUGUAUAUCUAGCAGAACCUUCUGAAAUUAAUUUAGGUGAUUUGUGUAGUGUGAGAUUAGUACCUACUUCUUGAGUAUUCAAAUUUAAUUUAGAAAGAACCUCAACUAAGUAAAUCCUUGAAGACCUUUUUGCCCAACAGCAUCAACUAAAUUUUAACAACAUUCCUGUGCAAAUAUCAGUCUCAAAUCCCUAGAAAUACUAUACUCUCAAUGGACAGACUCAACAUCAACUAUGUAAAGAGGAUUUUGUCUAUUAAAUGUCUAUCUAAUAUUAUUCAAUUGGAAGUAUAAUCAAAUUAGAAUUGUUCUUAGCAUUCCUUCCAUCUUAAUGUAUCCAAGUCCUGACCGAAAAUUGUUAAAAUUCAACUCUGUAAUCUCAAUGUACUACGUAUAUUGUGCUCUUAAGAUUAAAACUCAUUCAAAAGCCCUCAACGAGAUCAAUCGAAUUCCAUGGAGUAUGGAGGAAAAAUAAACUUCCAGUUCUCUUUGGUUGAAGGCACCCAACAUCUAACUUUGGUGGGCAUAAAUAGUGUCAAUUAUUUCCAUGAGCAUCGUGUGUACUGGAUUAAAUGUUAAUUGUUUAUUUUUAUUGAAUAUUGAAAAGUUCAUUUAGAACCUAUACGACUCUACUGAGAUCUGCGAUACUCAACGUUGGGGAUACCCACUUGAGGACACCCCUCUUGACGCAGUCAUAAAAGAUAAAGAUAUGCUGCAUACAUGGGUGCUUUACCAUAAGCACUCAUUCUUUUUCUGUGUGUACACUUUUGUAUGCGCAUAUAAAAUGAUCUCGUGCUGCCAAACAAAAAGCAGUUAUAUUAUUUUUUGAAUUAACUCAAUCGUCCAAUACUUAUUUUUGAAGCCACACUUGUCUGUUGUGUUUAGUGAUUAUUCAAAAUUUCCUCAUCCAACAUCUGCUUCCUUACAAGUGAAUCUUUUUUUUCUCUAUAAAAUACUUUUCAAUCAAAUAAGUUCUCUGUGUCAAAAAUGUCCGUGUCGCUAACUAAAAAAAUUUCAGCCCAUAGAACUCAUAAUAUCAUCCCUGUGAAAAUUUUUUCCUGAUUGUUAUGUCUGUUUUCAGAUCAAUCACCAAAUUUUAUUGAUUUUUCUCUCUUAAAAGUGUUUAUUUUUAUUUACAUAAGGCUGUAGUAGAGAGAAUCCAACUUAACUUUGUCCUCAAUGUACUUGUUAAAAGUUAUUUUUAGUAAACAGAGCACACUUUUAGUGCUAUUUUUUUUUUAAUAUUAUUGUUCUUUACACACUUCCUUCAUAGAUUUAUGUUUAUUUUUAUCUCUUGUGCGAUUUUAUGGCUAAAAAUACUCCUUUGAUAAUUUGUCCUCUGUUGUAAAGGCUUGACAAUUUUUAUGACUUUCAUGAAAAAUUCGACUGAAAAUCAAUCUUCAUCUGAAAGAAAGUAAUUUGAUUUCCAGCUGAGAGAUAUUAGCUUCGAAAAAAAUGAAUGCAUGCUCUUUUUGUCUUUCAGUUUCUCUUUAAACGAAGAGUCAUCAUUCUUGUCAGCAAUUCCUUUUCGGAAAAUAUUCUUUGAGAUGCUUACAAAGAAAGCAAGAUUUAGCAGUUUGAGACCCACUGUCACAAAACAAGCUUAAUAUAUCUCACUCAUAUUCUCCUUUCCAACCAUACUUUUCCAUCAAUUGCCAUCUUAGUUCGGUCAUCAUGUGUAAUGACCAUUUUUGUUCUCCUCUGUUUAAAUGUUGAAACUAGUUUAUUGCUAUUAUUAAAUUUAUUUUUAUAAUUUACUCUCAAUUUAUGUAAGUCUUUUACUUUAUGAUCAGUUACAUUUUGAACAGAGACUCAUAAGAGCUAGUUGAACUGUGAUUAUUAUUUUUAGUCCUAACUGCUUCCAAUUAAAUGAAAAAAGUUUUCAAACAGCUGGAAAAUAAUUGAAAAAAACAAAAAAUUCUUGAAAAGAAACUAAAAAGUACAAUUUUUACUUAAAUAUAACUGAAGAGCAAUAUUGGAUGAAGUUGCUAUCUGUAUUUAGGUUGUAUUGGUAAGUUUAACAGUAUUUUUUUUAAGAAUUAUGUACCUUUAAGUUCACACCUUUUGUCAAUGAUUGUGAAACUUAAUUAAAAAUUCCCAAAAAUACAAAAAUAUGUAAAAAAAA
This is a messenger RNA of Bemisia tabaci, 6140 nucleotides long. RefSeq names its product 6-phosphofructo-2-kinase/fructose-2,6-bisphosphatase. Gene Ontology annotation, biological process: fructose metabolic process; fructose 2,6-bisphosphate metabolic process. Gene Ontology annotation, cellular component: cytosol. NCBI's taxonomy places the organism in Eukaryota, Metazoa, Arthropoda, Insecta, Hemiptera, Aleyrodidae. The record is from RefSeq and is a predicted model, not a curated record. Gene Ontology annotation, molecular function: 6-phosphofructo-2-kinase activity; fructose-2,6-bisphosphate 2-phosphatase activity; ATP binding.